This is a messenger RNA of Thamnophis sirtalis, 2230 nucleotides long. RefSeq names its product homeobox D11 (gene HOXD11). Gene Ontology annotation, cellular component: nucleus. The record is from RefSeq and is a predicted model, not a curated record. NCBI's taxonomy places the organism in Eukaryota, Metazoa, Chordata, Lepidosauria, Squamata, Natricidae. Gene Ontology annotation, molecular function: DNA-binding transcription factor activity, RNA polymerase II-specific; RNA polymerase II cis-regulatory region sequence-specific DNA binding. Gene Ontology annotation, biological process: anatomical structure development; regulation of transcription by RNA polymerase II.
GUGACAUAAUUAGCCCUCGAAUCAAUCAAGAUGAAUUGCGCGUCAGCCCGCGGCGGGAUUGCUUCCCCUUUCUCCGGGGCGGCUCGUGCCCAAAGCCUGGCGGGCACCUAGAUGGGGCUUCGGAAGAUGCCAAGAAGAGCUCAGCUCCGUGGAGGCUGCUUCCGCCUACUUCCACUCCCCCCGAAGCCAGCGGCGGUGGAGGAGGAGGUGGAGAAGCAGCCAUGAGUAACUUGGACAACUGCGGCGGCCACGGGACCCCCGGGGUCUACCUUCCCUCGGCCUAUUACAUCUCCCACUCCGAUUUUUCCGGCAAGACCCCGUUUCUGUCCCAGCCGCCUCCUUCCUGUCAAAUGGCUUUGUCUUACGCCUCCGCCUUGCCCGGCCAGGUGCAACCGGUGGGCGAAGUGCCCGCCGCCUUCCGCGAUUACGCUGGAGGAGGUGGAAGCAGCAAGUGGGCUUACCGGAGCGCUUACAGUCCGGGUUACUACGAGGAGGUCUUCCACAGCCGGGACUUCCUGCCACCACCGACCGCCAACAGGAGCGACGCCUUCCUCAAAAGUGACGACGUUGGCCGUACCCACCCCGCACCUUUCUAUGGCGCGGUAGGCAGGAACGGCGUUCUCCCGCAGGGCUUCGACCAGUUUUACGAGGCGGCCCGCGGCUGCGCCCCUUCCCCGACCCAGGCAGAAAAGGAGAGCAACAAGGACCUCAAGUCGCCGCCAGAGUCGAGGGACGCUGGCGAUCCAAGCUCCCACCUUCCCAGGCCCAAGAGGAAAGCGGGGAACGAAGGCAACGCGGAUUCCUCCUCGGGGGAGGCCCGCACUCCCAAAAGCCAGAGCUCAGCACUCCCCCAGAGAUCCCGGAAAAAGAGAUGUCCUUAUACCAAGUACCAGAUUAGAGUCCUGGAACGGGAAUUUUUCUUCAACGUGUACAUCAACAAAGAGAAAAGACUCCAGUUGUCCAGAAUGUUGAAUCUCACAGAUCGACAAGUCAAAAUUUGGUUCCAAAACCGAAGGAUGAAAGAAAAGAAACUCAACCGAGACCGUAUGCAAUAUUUCACAGGAAACCCCUUAUUUUGAGAGGAGAAGCGGGGAGAGUGGGGGAGGAAGGACAGAUCUCCCCUUUAUUAUCCAACCAGACUUAUGAGCACACAAAACCUAGAGGUUAACAUGAUAUCCACCCUAAGAAGCUCUUUUUUUAAUUAUUAUUAUUUUGGUUUGUGGUAUUUCUUUGUCUCCUGGUGAUCUCACGGGAUUGAUAGAGCAAAACCCCUCCUAUAAGCAACUGGGGUAAACCUAACACUCCAUCCCAAUGCUGUAGUGUUGUCUUACUUCUUUAACAAACUCCAAAUCACUCCCAACGUUCAUUUAUUUUAUUUUCUCCCUGGCUUUUCGUGGCUGCAAUCGGAGACUUUGUGUGAUUCUGACAGUUUUAAAACCAGGCAUCCUUUAAGCCUCCUCGGUUAUUCUCCCCCUCCCCCCGCUUUUGGGCUUUGAGACAGGAAUGCAUUUUGUCCGUUUGCACCAUAUAUCAUGGGUAAAGGAGAUAAUGUGCAUUGGAUCCAUAACCUCAUGCUGGUUAGAGAGGAUUGGGAACUCCGUUUUCAUAUCAAGGCACUAGACACUGCCGCCUUCUUUUGUGCCUCCCAUGAUUUGCUAGUAAAGCUGAAACUGUAUUUUCCACUUCCAUCAUCUGCUAAAUUACCCAUUGCUGAAGAAGCACCGCUGUGUCCUUUCUGAGCCCACAUGUAACUGAAUCCCAGUGCAUCUAGUCCCAGGAUCUUAUAUUUUAAGGGGGGGAAAUCCAGACAGGGGAAUGUUUUCCACACUGAGGGCUGAAUUAGCCGUACGUGUGCAAAAUCCAUUCUACUGUUAUCACUAAACAUUGCAAGUAUUUUAUCCCAGGAGCCUAAAUGGGCUCAUAAAAAUAAACCCUGAUUAGACUUCAGUUGUAAAGUCAUAAGAUGAAAUUUCACCGUGUUGUAAGGUUUGGAGACCCUCAACUGUAGUCUAAGAGUGCAAUCCACUCUUAGAAACUCCCAGCUCCAAAACUUGAACUUAUUCAUGGGGGGUCGGAGGAACUGCACUAAAGAGAACAAUUUUUAAAGGCAUUCUUCCAUAUUAUUGGCAUGCAAAGACAAACUAAUAAAAGGGUUGGGGAACUCUCUGUUUUGCUACUAAAUAGCUAACCUUUAUUCUCUCUCUCUCUCCCUCUCUCCCUCUCUCUCUCU